Molecule: messenger RNA, 954 nt
Organism: Coprinopsis cinerea okayama7#130
Lineage: Eukaryota; Fungi; Basidiomycota; Agaricomycetes; Agaricales; Psathyrellaceae
Exons: 4
Coding region: 1-954 (317 amino acids)
Source: RefSeq, a predicted model, not a curated record
AUGUCAUACAAUCCUUAUCUCCCUUCUGCCACAGGUAUUCCCACCCUUCAUUCGAAUGUGUAUGCAGGCUACGAGCAGCUGCCGUACCCCGUCCCAGCCCCAAUCAACACCUCUGGGCACCCUCUUCCCCAAGGCCAAGCUCAAAGGGGUGCAGUUCGCCCUCAGGCAUCACUCAAGCAGAGGCGCUUAUCUCAGAGCGGGCGACCCUAUGAUGCUGCACAAUCGCCGACGCGUACACGAUUUCAGGAUAUCAAUGCCUCGUAUGGCUCUGGACCGACUGUAGUGCCGGCUCACACAGUCACUUCUGAACCAAACCGUCGCUCACGAACCAGUGUCGACGCCAUGUACCACAAAGACCACCUUCCCGCCGGUUCACGGGUCUCUGAUCGCCAACCUAUCUCGCCCACCGCCAAGGCCACCCGAAGCUACGACGAAAACACUAUCCCUAAACACCUAGUUGUUCGGGCUGAGCCUGGCUUUCACGGGCCUAUGAACCACAUGCGAGUCCCUCAGCGGCCGCACGACGCGGGCCCUGCUCUUCAUCCCAGCAUUCACUUUCGAGUCAGAGGGUUUCCCGAGCCGGGAGUCAAGGUUUCGCAAGUGUUGGCUCUCUACAACCCAGUGAUUGUGGGUCAGAGCGAUAAGCCGUUGAAGGACGCCUAUGAGAAGUCGAUCCAUCUGGUCAUUAGUUGGCCUGGCUAUCCAUCCGCGGUGAAGCGUGUGUCUACGCUGGGCGGGGAAAUCAAGAAGACGGAUCUUUUCACAGCACUCGCGAAGUCUGUAAUGGCCUGGUCUACUGACCUCCAGAAACAGGGCAUUCGACCAGAACGCGGGUACGAAGCUUGGGCGAUCGGUAAAUUCAUCAACCCCAACGACCUCUUCAUAACCGAACUCGUUCACCGCGGCAUGUCCUUCUGGCAGAUGGAGCUUUGGGCCCCCGUUGAGAUGAUUUGA